Messenger RNA from Lytechinus variegatus (green sea urchin), 2291 nucleotides. RefSeq lists its product as uncharacterized. The transcript is spliced from 5 exons. Bases 502 to 1437 code for a protein of 311 amino acids. The record is from RefSeq and is a predicted model, not a curated record. NCBI's taxonomy places the organism in Eukaryota, Metazoa, Echinodermata, Echinoidea, Temnopleuroida, Toxopneustidae.
GAAACCAUGGUUUUUGAAAAACCAUGGUUUCUAAAAUUUGGUAUUCACAAACGAUGGUUUCUAAAACCCACGGUUUCAACAGUGGUCUCAAAUGAAACCACGGUUUCAACAGUGGUCUCAAAUGAAACCACGGUUUCAACAGUGGACUCAAAUGAAACCAUGGUUUCAACUGUGGAUUUAACCUCAAAACCAGGGAUUUCCCCUUGUUUACCAUAAACUGGGCAUGCUCAGUGCAUUGAAAACUACAUUCAACAGCUAGUAGCACUGGCAACAUUUUCCUUGUCAAAAAAAACAAAAAAUAGAUCUAGGCCUAUAGCAAUUCCCUCCACCCCCCCCCCCCCCUACAAAAAGUAUGUUCCUGCCUGGCUGGGUUAUGUUCAAUUCACACACACAACACACACAACCACAACACACACAACCACAGCACAUACACACACAACCACUGCAUGCAACUUCACUGCAUGCAAUCUCCACCACACAACUACUGCUGCAACUUAAAAAAUGGCAAAGCCAACAAAGCCUAACCACAAAUGGCAGAACAGUGAAAUUAAUUAUCUGUUACAACUCAUUCAUGAUCACCAUCAAGUAAUUUGUAGCAAGGAGACUCACCAGAGAGCAAAUGAAGCAAAGAAAGAUGCGUGGAAAGCUGUUAAUGAAAAAUUUACACAAAGAUUUGGAGCGAAGUGGACUGUAGCUCAAAUGAAGGAAUUAUGGAAGAGACAACGGAUCAGUGCCAAGAAGGAGUUUGGGGAGUACAAACGAAAAAUACGGCAAACCGGUGGAGGUCCACCUCCAUCUCCACUCAAGGCAACAACCAUACUCAUCAAGGAGAUCCUUCCUUAUGACUUCGUACAACUCCAAAAUCCCUACGAUGACGACGUCGUGCUCGAAAAUGAUGAGGCCAUAUCAGCCCUGGAGUUCAUCCGUGGCAACAAAAAAUCAUCUUCGUCUACCGUGACCGAUGAUGCCAUCUAUGAUGACGAUGACCCAGUCAAAGAUGACAUCCCACAUUCCAGAUCAUCUUUGCCUUCCGUGGCUGCUGAUGCCAACUACAUGCACGACACAGUCCAUGACCUCCUAGAUGAUGAAAUCCCUCAGUACAGCAAUCAAUCUGCAUCCACCUCAAGACCCUUUGCAGCAUCUGACUCUUCUACACGAUUUGAAGAAAAUCAGAGAAGUGUAACACCUGCAAAGAGAAAUUCAACCUCACAAGGUCAAGGGCGGAAGAAGGCUAAGAUGACAGCGGAGGAAGUGUUGAUCGAAAUAUCCAAGGAGGAACAUGCCUUAAGAAUGAAAUACCUACAGGAGGAGCAUCAACUUAAGAUCCAAUUUAUGAGAGAGGAGCAUGCUCUUAAGAUGGAAAUUAUGAACUUGGAAAAAAGUACCAUGGAGGUCAAGUACAAAGGAGCUCGUGGUUUGAAUGAAAAGAAAGAUUAAUAUCAACACAUGUACACUAUUAUUGGCUGUAAUUAACCAAUUAAUGUGUUAUUAUAUACAUAAAUAAAUAUGGUAACUAAGUAAAAGACAAUUAAAAUUUGUACUUCCUUGCUUACUACUAAUUUCAUCAUUAAUUUCCACAGGGUAUUGGCUUUUAUUUCUUAAAGGAGAAUGAAAGCUCAAGGAUUCAGCAUUUGUAAAAACAUGAAAGUCAAAGAAAAAGUGAUGAAACAGAUUAAAUUGUCCAAACAAAGUGACAGUUUUUAGUAUUUGAAUGGUUAGAUCUGCAGUGCUAUAAAUGGUAAGAUGUGCCAUGUCACACUUGAACAACUCUCCAUUGUAAAAGACCAACAUUCUGAUGACUGUACAAGCCAACUGUCUAUGAUGAUUUUACUUAUUUAAGAAAGAUCAACUGGUUUCAUGGAAUUAAUUUUGCUAAAGCUUGUUUAUUUAUACAUUAUAAAUGCACUGAAACAGAUGCAAUACAAGUGCAAAAAGCCAUAUGGCAAUUUACAAUGUGAAAAUGGAUUAUAUUGAUACAUGUACACAGGUAUGAUGUAUGUUCUUGUACAUAAAAAUGGUAUUUAUUUAUUGCUAUGUAUUUACGCUGUAAAAUGUGCUUCCAUAUUUUGUUUGCAUCUAAUUUUCUAAUCAAUUCAUUACAAUGGAAGCUGAAAGACAUUGUAGAUAUGCAUAUCAAACAGUAAUCAGAUGCAUGCAUUUUACAUGCAUAUCUUGGGGCAUGCAGUAAACUUUCUGUGAGCUAUCAAAGUUCUAAUCUUAAGAAUUUGAAAAAUCCAAUCUAAAAUAAGUAAGAAUAUUUCAGACGAGAAAUAAGCGAUUUACAUAUUUGA